UUAAUAAUGACAGUAGCAACCUUGAUAAAUACACCUAUAAAUAAUAAUAAUACAUCACCAUCACAAAUGGAUCCUACGAUAAAGGACCAGGUGGAGUUGGAGUUCAAGGUGUUUAAGGUGUUGGCUGCAUUCUCACAGACACUGGAGAAAUCUCUGAUCACAAGUCAGUCCAGUGUUCAUGGCAUUUUCAACACGCUCAAUCAAUCAUUACCCGAGCUACCAGAGAUCAAGUCAAUCAAUCAGCUGACCGACGAUGGAAAUAUUGGUCUACUGACCAUUCAAAUGGUCAGGACGGUGAUCCAACGUGCUGAUCAACUCUCCAAACAGAUAUCCAUACUUCAACAAACUGUUCAAUCAACAUCAUUACAACAUCGGUCACCAGAGGUGACCAACGCAACGGAGAUCAAGUUCUUCCCACCACAAGAGCAAUCACAUGAGUCCAAUGUUGUUAAUGAAUUGGCAUCAUCAGACUCAUCACUUGAGAAUGAUGGCUCUGCAUCGAGCGACAGCAGAGACAGCGCAGAAUUCUCAUCAGACUCAAAGGCCGACAACAACAAUGGAAUGACUACAACAAUGACUAUAUCAAUUGGAUCGGAUGAUGUACAUCCUGUUCAACAGCAACAACAACAAGUACCAAGCACUACAUCUACCGACACAAGAGACAGCGUGGAAUGGGACACUAAACUACAGACCGAGAUGCAACUCAAUGCCAUGCUGUCCGAGUUCCUAAAGGAGGACUUUGAAAUCGCCAACCAGAUUGGCGAGCCCAACUUGGAGGACCAAGAACACAUCACACCACAAGAGCACAUUACAACUCAUGUCGUAUCCAACCCUACCUCUCCAGUAUUCACGCCACCGACUUUGGCCACUGGUGCCAACCUCAGCUCCAGCGGAUCAUUCACGUCACAGGUCCACUCGCCUCUAUCUCACUCAACAUCCUCACUCUCAGUCACCAGUAACUCCACCCAAAACUCAUUGAACUCUCUAUCCAACAGCAUCAGCAACAAUAUUAGUGGUAGUAAUGCACCAAAGAAGGCUUACCUCACCGACCUACUUGACCAGAUAGACGAGAAUACUCCAACAAAGGAUAAGAAGAAGGGAAAGUUUAAGUUCUUCUAA
This is a messenger RNA of Acytostelium subglobosum LB1, 1119 nucleotides long. RefSeq lists its product as hypothetical. The transcript is spliced from 3 exons. The annotation marks the transcript as partial. Lineage: Eukaryota; Evosea; Eumycetozoa; Acytosteliales; Acytosteliaceae. The record is from RefSeq and is a predicted model, not a curated record.